AUGUGUACUUUAGACUUCCUUGAUAUUUACGACGACCAACGGCACUGGCGGAUAUGCGGUGACUGGGGCGGACGUCAGCAGCUGCUGUAUUUUGUAUUCAACUCUUCCACCAUCAACGUGAAGUUUACGUCAAAUAACAGCUCUACAAGGCCCGGGUUUACCCUGAACUGGGCCUCCACCGUGGAAGCAACGUCCGCACCACACAAUUCUUGUAUGGAUCCCCUACUGGAGACGGAAAGUGCGUGCUUUGAGCUGAUGAGGGAGGGUGCUGAUUGGUUGACGGGCCACAACACGUGUAGGAUGCGCGGUGCCACCCUAGCGCACGUGGAUAGCGUGGACACACACCUCGCACUGGAGAGGGAAAUACUCGAACGAAACGUGUCGGCGGUUUGGAUCGGAGCCCAUGACCGCCUUUACGAAGGAGACUUCAUGUGGACAGACAGGUCCGCCAUCAACUUCCACAACUGGUUUCCUGGCUGGAUCCGCGGUAACCUGACGGUUGGUGGGAGCCAACCUAGCGAUGACGGAUGGGCGGACGAGGAUUGUGUUGAAAUGCGGCGCUUGUUUGCCCUCCCGGACAAGGGGACCGGUUUCACGGAGACCUACUUUUGGAAUGACCGGAACUGUGAUGUCCGAAACCCAUUCGUCUGUCAGUACGAUAAACUCAGAGGUAGGGGCAAUGCAAAACCGCAGUCAAAUAUGUUUCGUGUAAAUUGA
Molecule: messenger RNA, 717 nt
Organism: Mya arenaria
Lineage: Eukaryota; Metazoa; Mollusca; Bivalvia; Myida; Myidae
Product: macrophage mannose receptor 1-like
Exons: 3
Coding region: 1-717 (238 amino acids)
Source: RefSeq, a predicted model, not a curated record